AGACCCACAUGGCUGGCCAUCGCCAUCCACCGUCACGUUUAUGCUGUUUUAUAUUGGCUUCGUCAUCAUUAAAGAAAGAUGCCUUUUCCUUUCCCAUUUUUCCAGUUUCCACCGCCACGUAAUACACUUCAGAUAAGGUCGCCCCUGCAUCAUCCCAACCUCUCCAGCAUACGAGCUCUGGCGGCCAGCGACUCAAAAAUUUAUUUAAAAUAAAUAAAUAAAUCCUCUCUUUUCCUUCUCGUACAAUGGAUAUAUUUGAGCCAGUCAAGGUAUGACACGUAACACGUGCUUGUGCUUGCCAAAACGAAAACGAAAAGGAUAUGUAUUUUAAAGAGCAUCUCGUUAGAUCAAACAUGGAAAAGAAAAGAAAGGAAACUAAUCAAACGCUCCUUAGCGGUGAGUGAGGUUAAAAGAACCAUUUGACAGUUGGUGGAAACGGUAACUAAGCAGCAAAAGGCAAAACGCAUCGUUGGCUGUUUACGCGCUUUUUGGACAACUCCGUGACUUCUCCAACGUCGCCAAGCAGCUGGGACCCGCUCGGCUUGCCUCAUAAUUUUGGCUAAAGGCGAAAGUAAUUACCAAAGCGAAGAACAGAAUAUGCUUUGCUCUUCGCUGCAAAUAUCCCUUACCCCCGCCUCCCCCCCCCCCCCCCCCCUCCUCUCUCUCUCUCUCUCUCUCUCUCUCUCUCUCUCUCCAAUCAUCUUUUUAUUCUUCCUUUCUAUAUCUACUGCUAUUUCCUUCUUCAUUUAUUUUCAUCGCAGCUCUUCUUACUUGAUUCUUGGAACAAAGAACCAUGGAGCUGCUUCAAGAGCUCUUUCUCACGGCUGUUGUUGCUGUCCUUUUCUCUUUUCUUAUAGCUAAACUUGUUUCAAUAGCUAUGGCUGGUGGCGAUUCUAGUCGCGAUUCGCAGCUGUCCAAGAGUCAAAUUAUUGAUCAGAAUGAGAACAUUUCUGGAUAUGUUGAUGAUAGUAUCUCGGAGGAUUUGCAGCAUUUUGAAAGUUUGAAGGUUCAGGGGUUUAAGAGCGAGAAGAGAGUCGAGUUUGUGGAAGAAGGUUCCCAGAAGGUCGAUGAAUUUGUUGGAGAACCGGUUGAGGUUGAGAAGGUUGGGGAAUUGGUGAACCGCGAUGAGGCAAUUGAAACUGAAUGCCUUCAAUUGCCUCGAAAAUCAACCGAAGAAGGUUUAAAGGAAGAGGAAGAAUCGUCGGAGGAUAUGUUGGGGAAGAGAGUAGCAGAUAUCAAGUUAAACAGAGAAGUCGGCGUAAUAUUGGCUGAUGAUACGAAUGCCAUUGAACAAUCUGACGAGGUUAUCGAAGGAAGAGUUUUUCAUGAUAAUUUGCUUAAAGAAAACAGAGAAAUUGAGUCCAUUGGAGUAGAAUUCUCUGUUGAAAAGGAUGUAAUAGAAGAAUCUGAGGAGAUUCGGGUCGUGGAGAGCGGAGAAAAGCAAAAAGCUCAAGUGAAGAAAAUAGAUAUUGAUAGUGAUGAGGAUGAUUGGGAGGGGAUUGAGAGGAGUGAAUUGGAGCAGGUCUUUGCAAAAGCAGCAAAGUUUGUGGAGUUUGGAGAUAAGGAUGGAGGUUUGACAAGCUUAGGGAACGAUGUGCAAAUGGAACUGUAUGGGCUUCAUAAGGUAGCUACUGAGGGGCCCUGCCGCGAGCAGCCCCCUAUGGCUCUCAAAGUUGCUGCUCGCGCCAAGUGGAAUGCUUGGCAAAGGCUGGGAAACAUGAAUCAAGAGGUGGCUAUGGAGCAGUAUAUUGCCCUUGUAUCGGAUAAAGUACCGGGUUGGAUGGAAGACAAAUCUACUGUUGGUGGUGGCCCAGGAUCAUCUGAAGCAGCAAAAACUGGUGUUGUGGCUUCAGAGUUAAGUACAUCUCCAUCCCAUCAUCCAAAUAUUGCAGAGGAAAGGAAUCCAGAAGUGCUGCCUGAUAUUGAGAAAAAUGAUUUUACUGGAGGCCCAAACUUAUAGAACCGGGCUAAAGAAUGAUGAGCCUUUCCGUGCUGCUUGACCUUGCCAACCGAAGGUACUUUCUCCAUUUGGAUGGCUGCAAACAAGUGAAGGCUAAUUCUUGUCAAGUAUAAAAAUAUGCUUCAAGUAAGGUCUGUGUCAGUCUAUCCUAUCAAUAGCUGUAUUGUUUAAAUGCUUGUGGUAAUAAAGAACAUUAUGUAUUGUGAAUAUCUGCUCAUGUAUAUACAGUAUCUGUAAUGUAUUUCUCUUUAUUCAUUACCCAGUUGCUUGGGAUUGUCAAUUAUAACAUUGACGUUUAUGCUC
Molecule: messenger RNA, 2263 nt
Organism: Hevea brasiliensis (rubber tree)
Lineage: Eukaryota; Viridiplantae; Streptophyta; Magnoliopsida; Malpighiales; Euphorbiaceae
Product: acyl-CoA-binding domain-containing protein 3
Exons: 5
Coding region: 794-1960 (388 amino acids)
Biological process (GO): fatty acid metabolic process
Molecular function (GO): fatty-acyl-CoA binding
Source: RefSeq, a predicted model, not a curated record